This is a messenger RNA of Phyllotreta striolata, 426 nucleotides long. Lineage: Eukaryota; Metazoa; Arthropoda; Insecta; Coleoptera; Chrysomelidae. The record is from the annotation of a GenBank genome assembly.
UUAAAUAUCACAAACAUGAACGCCAAACUGUUGCUCUUGUUCCUGUUCGUCGCCGUCGCUUUCGCCAACGCCGAGUCGAACGAUCUCAGAAUCGAAGACAUCGAAGACCGCGAGGAGGCUUGGAGACAAUUCAAAAUAAAAUACAACAAGAAAUACGACACGCCGGAGGAGGAGAACAAACGCAAAGCCAUCUUCUUGGAUACCCACAAGGAUGUUACCGAGCACAACAAGAAAUACAAAAAUAACGAAGUGUCGUACAGUCAAGGUAUAUACGAAUUCGCCGAUUUGACGGCGGAAGAAUUCAGAAGGACUCACACCGGAUUGCGAGGACACAACGGCGGCGUAAGAGGUGCCAUCCCGCAAGCUUGAACAGUCCCCCGCAUGUGCCAGGAAAUGUAUAUUCCAACGAUGAAAAUGUUUUGUACA